This is a messenger RNA of Bursaphelenchus xylophilus (pine wood nematode), 234 nucleotides long. The record is from the annotation of a GenBank genome assembly. NCBI's taxonomy places the organism in Eukaryota, Metazoa, Nematoda, Chromadorea, Rhabditida, Aphelenchoididae.
AUGAGAGAAAAUGAUUGCAGUCAAAUCGCCCAAUCCAUAUGCUACAUUGAGGCAUUCUUGAUGGAGAAGAUGCGUCUCGAGGAGCCAGGAGUCACCGACCAUUUCUACACCGUGCAACAGUUGCGCAACGCAUUCUUUGAUCUGUGGGUAGCCGGACAAGAAUCGACCAGUGCCACGAUUCCAUGGCUAUUCGCCUACCUGAUCAUGAACCCCGACGUUCAUUUUAAUAAGUAA